This is a messenger RNA of Diabrotica balteata, 1458 nucleotides long. NCBI's taxonomy places the organism in Eukaryota, Metazoa, Arthropoda, Insecta, Coleoptera, Chrysomelidae. The record is from the annotation of a GenBank genome assembly.
AAGAGAGAAGUGUUAACCCUACUUGUUAACAUAACAGUAGAAUAUAGGUCAUACUUAGUUUUUAACAAUCUUAAGAAAUAAUUCAAUAUUUAACAUGUCUUUGUCAGUAAAACAUUGUUUAUCCAGAAUAUUUCAACCAGUUACUCAAGUUUCUAAAAAUUCAAACUUGACGAGACAGCAAGUUACCUCCAAUAGUCAAAGGUUAAUGCUGGAAUUAGGGAUUAUUCAGCAGUCUGUUCCGGGAUGCUUCCAUUUACUUCCAUUAGGGCUCAAAUCAAUGGAGAAGUUAAUCAAAAUCAUAGAUGAUGAAAUGUUUAAAAUUGGUGGACAAAAGUUGGUAUUUCCUACCCUUACAAACAGUCAACUAUGGCAGAAAAGUGGAAGAUUAAAAGAAGUCGGUCCAGAGCUGUUUCAAUUAAAAGAUCGUCAUGAGCAUCUCUACAUUUUAAGUCCCACUCACGAAGAAGUGGCUGGUGAGUUGGUGUCAAUGUUGGCCCCAAUUUCUUACAAAAAAUUCCCGUUAAGAUUGUAUCAAAUAUCGAAUAAAUUUAGGGAUGAAAUUAAACCUAGAUUUGGGCUUAUGCGAGGCAGGGAAUUCAUAAUGAAGGAUAUGUACAGUUUUGAUGUAGAUGUAGAGAGUGCAAAGAAGACUUACGAAGAUGUUUGUAAGAGUUAUGAUAAUAUUUUCAAUAGUCUUGGGGUAAAAUAUGUUAAAGUUUUGGGAAGUUCGGGAACUAUGGGAGGAUCGCUGUCUCACGAAUAUCAGUAUCAGGCAUCUAUAGGGGAAGACAAUAUAUUGCAUUGUAAUUCUUGUAACUAUGUAGCAAAUACUGAAUUAUGUGGAGAUCAAACCUGCCCAAAUUGUCGAAAGACAGAUGUUACUGUUCAAUGUGGAAUAGAGGUAGGACACACCUUUUUUCUAGGAGACAAGUAUUCAAAAUGUCUAAAUUCCAAGUGUAUUGGAAAAGAUGGUAAACCUGAAGUAUUACAAAUGGGAAGUUAUGGUAUUGGAAUAAGUAGGCUAUUAGCUGCAUCUAUAGAAGUAUUGUCAUCAGAAACAGAAAUUAGGUGGCCGGACGUAUUGGCUCCAUAUAAUGUAGUCAUCAUACCUCCCAAAGCAGGAAGCAAGGAAGAAUCCCACACAGAAAAGAGUUAUAUUAAUUUGUAUAAAAAAUUAGAACAAAGAAUUCCUUCGCUAAAAGACAACGUUCUUCUAGACGAUAGAACAUCUUUGACUAUAGGAAGAAGGCAUUUAGAUGCAAAACGCAUCGGCUAUCGUUUUAUUGUAGUGAUUGGGAAAAAAUCUACAGAAAAUCCUCCACUAUUUGAACUAAAUGACAUCGACAAUGACACUCAACUGUUUUUAACUGAAGACGCAUUAAUAGAAUAUAUUGAAAAAAAUAUUCGUUUAGCUGAAGAAAAUAAUGUACAUUUUAAGUAAUAUAUUGUUUAUAAUAU